AGGCCGAACCUUCCCUCUCUUCUCCUCUAAAGUCCUCAACGCUGAAGUUUAUAACCAUACAACCAGACUCCUCUCUCUCUCUCUCUCUCUCUCUCUCUCUCUCUCUCUCUCUCUCUCUCUCUCUCAACCUACCCAACAUAAAAAAAAAAAAAAAAAAUCAUACUACUGUAUCGACUUGCAAUAUUGAUGGCUUGCGUGAGGAAUUGUUUCAGAAGUACCGAGGCAGAUCGACGCGCUGACACUAGAGUUUCGUCUAAUGCCGGAUCUACCUCACGAGAAGGAUUUGGGCUGAGCCAAUAUAGCUAUGGUGAACUAGCAGAAGCAACUGAUAAGUUUUCCAAUAAAAAACUCCUCGGCGAGGGCAGUUUUGGUCUAGUCUAUGAGGGAACACUGGGCGGGAAAAAAGUUGCAAUUAAGAAACUUAAAAUUCGUCCCGAUGAACGGUCGCAGUCGAAAGAAGAAUCGGAGAAGGAGAUUAAGGUUGUUAGCAAAGUGAGUCACAAAAAUCUUGUUAAGCUGUUUGGAUACUGCAUUGAAGGAGACGAUAUAUUGCUUAUUUUAGAGCAUGUUCCUGGAAAAUCCUUGAAACAUCAUUUACAUGGAGAGAAGACUUUGAAGUGGACAAAAAGAAUGAAAAUCGCCAUUGGCACAGCUAAAGGGUUGGAAUAUUUACAUGAAAACUGCACACCUAAAAUUAUUCACCGUGAUAUUAAGGCCGAUAAUAUACUUAUUGACGAUAAGUACGAGCCGAAGGUCGCAGAUUUUGGACUUGCCUUUCUUUUUCCGGAAACCGGUAGCCUUACUCACAUCACUAAAUCAAAUAAGGGAACUGAAGUUUAUGUCGAUCCAGAGCAUUAUCCUCAAAAUGUCUCUGAAAAAUUAGAUGUUUACUCCUAUGGUGUGGUUCUUCUAGAGCUAAUAACUGGGAGAAAAGUAAAGGAUGAAGGCAUUGAUAUUGUUACUUGGGCAAAAUCUCGAAUUGAAUGUGCUUUGCGUAAUGGAAACUAUGGAGAUCUUGUCGAUUCCAAAUUAUUGCAAACAAACUAUGAUGAAAAGGAAAUGGAAAUAAUGAUUUAUUGUGCUGCAGCUUGCAUAUAUAAACCUUCAAUUUCUCGCCCAAGUAUGAAUCAGAUAGUUCGAGCACUUGAAGGAUACAUGCAUCUAGAAGGAACAUGGAAUGAGAAGAAUGACAGCAUAUUCCUGAAAAGUACUACAUAUAACCCGACGCCUAAUGUAUCUCAUAGAGUUGAGCCUAAUGGAUCUGAUAAUGAGCCCUAUAGAUCUCAGAAACAGAAGCCUUUUGUCAGUUCAGAAGCUAAUUAUAAUGGCAUCGAACCUAGGGAAUUUACACUUCGAGAACACACAAUGGCAACUUAUGAUUCCUCGGAUACCACUAAUGGCACUGAGAGGUUUCAAGAUUAUCAGCAAGGGAGAACUAAUUUUCAAGAAGAUUAUCAGCUGAGAAGAUUUACUUAUCAAGAACUAACAACGGCAACUGGAGGUUUCUCUGAGGACAACCGUCUUGACGAGGGUCCUUUGGGUCAAGUCUUUAAAGGAGACCUCAAUGGUAAAAUGGUGACAGUUAAGAAGUUCAAUAAUUCUAGGAAGCAAAAAGAAGAAUACACAAAGAUGAAAGCUAUUAACCUUAUUGGAUACUGCGAAGAAGGAGUUAAUAGACUGCUCGUUUAUGAGUUUGUUCCGCAGGACAAAUCCUUGAGAUAUUAUUUAUUUGGAGAUGAGAGAUCACAUUUGGACUGGACAACUGGAGUUCGAAUCAGCCAAGCUGCGGCGACACUAAUUUAUAUCUGGAUAUUCCAGAUAAUUGCAGUUGGAGGGAUAGAUCAUCGAAUUGGAUGGACGACUUUCUUCUUGAUGAUGAUUUUCCAAAGGUUGCAGAGUAUGGACGUGAAAUGCUUUAUUCAGAUUUCCCUACUCGUAACUCCGCUAGUUGUAUGUCUCCUGAAUGCUAGUAAUAGGAAGCUCACCGAGAAGACCAAUGCUUAUUCCUGUAGAGUAAUGCAUAUGGACAUGAUGACUGGGAGAAAUCUGGUUGAUGAUAUCAGCUUUGAUGCUCAAACUAAUAUCUGGUUGAUGAUAUCAGCUUUGAUGCUCAAACUAAUAUAGUUUAUGGAUACGUACUUGUUGCUCAAUUAAUAUAGUCCGUAGAUAUUGUUGUACAUUUGUAAAGUGUAGGCAAAAAAUUUUGAAAAUUGAAGCUUAAUUAUUUGGGGAAAAAAUUGAGCCAGUUAGAUUCCAUUUGUUUUAUAAAAAAUAACUUCAAUAUGGAAUCAUAUCAUUUGGUUGUAAUGUUAAAUUAACGAUAUGUAUUUAUUUCAUA
This is a messenger RNA of Hevea brasiliensis (rubber tree), 2338 nucleotides long. Its product is annotated as proline-rich receptor-like protein kinase PERK3. Gene Ontology annotation, molecular function: protein kinase activity; ATP binding. NCBI's taxonomy places the organism in Eukaryota, Viridiplantae, Streptophyta, Magnoliopsida, Malpighiales, Euphorbiaceae. The transcript is spliced from 13 exons. Gene Ontology annotation, biological process: protein phosphorylation. Bases 187 to 2124 code for a protein of 645 amino acids. The record is from RefSeq and is a predicted model, not a curated record.